GCGAUUCAUCUCAAUUCUCACACAACUCAACGGAAUCUCACUGCACUGCACCGCACCAACUUUGCUUCUGCUCUACACCACAGUGAAACCGCCACUCUCUCUCUCUCUCUCUCUCUCUCUCUCUCUCUCUCUCUGCGUUUUAGUACUAUUUUUCUGUUGCACCGGACGAAACCGUUUUUCUAACAACCUAGAGAGAGAAAGAGAGGGUAAGUGGCACGGACCGUGAUGCCGAAUCCCGAGGGUCACCGUAACCAACACCGGUCGAGGACUCGACCGUCCACGUCAGCGCCGGUUCGGGCGAGGGUUUCGCUGAAGCAGUUGCUACGGGUGACGUCGGUAGCGAGUGGUAUUCAGUUCGGUUGGGCCUUGCAACUCUCUCUGUUAACGCCGUAUGUGCAGCAGUUGGGGAUUCCUCAUCAAUGGGCCAGCAUCAUAUGGCUCUGCGGCCCUGUUUCUGGGCUUUUUGUUCAGCCCUUAGUGGGCCACAUGAGUGACCGCUGCACUAGCCGGUUCGGUCGACGAAAACCGUUUAUAUUGCUCGGUGCGGUGGCGAUCGUCGUCGCCGUUCUCAUCAUCGGUUACGCCGCCGAUAUCGGGUGGUUGCUCGGCGACACCGAGUCUUACCGGCCUUGGGCUAUAACAGUUUUCGUCAUCGGGUUUUGGAUCCUUGACGUCGCUAACAACGUUACGCAAGGUCCUUGCAGAGCUUUGCUCGGUGAUCUCACUAGCAAGGAUCCUCGAAGGACACGUGUUGCAAAUGCUUAUUACUCGCUAUUUAUGGCUGUUGGCAAUGUUCUUGGCUAUGCAACUGGAUCAUACAGUGGCUGGCACAAGAUUUUUACUUUUGCACUUUCCCCUGCUUGCACAAUCAGUUGUGCAAAUCUCAAGUCUGCUUUCUUUCUUGACAUUGCUUUCAUUGUGGUCACAACAUAUAUCAGCAUCAUGGCAGCUCAUGAAGUGCCUUUAAAUUCAGAUGAGGCAGCCCAUACUGAAGCAGGGGGAGGGGAGUCAGGUAGUGCAGAAGAAGCUUUCAUGUGGGAAUUAUUUGGGACAUUCAAAUAUUUUACAACGCCUGUGUGGAUAAUUCUGGCUGUUACUGCUCUGACAUGGAUUGGGUGGUUCCCAUUUAUCCUCUUUGAUACUGACUGGAUGGGUCGAGAGGUUUAUGGUGGUGAUCCAAAUCAAGGCCUUAUUUAUGAUGCUGGAGUUAGAAUGGGAGCACUUGGUUUGUUACUUAAUUCAGUUGUUCUUGGAUUAACAUCAUUGCUCAUGGAGUGGCUAUGCAGGAAGAGGGGGGCUGGAUUUGUGUGGGGAAUCUCAAACAUCCUGAUGGCUGUUUGCUUUCUUGCACUACUAGUAGUAACCUAUAUGGCAAAUAACAUGGACUAUGUAGGCAAAGAUCUACCACCAACUGGCAUUGUGGCAGCUGCCUUGAUUAUCUUUACUGUUCUUGGGUUUCCACUGUCUAUCACUUACAGUGUUCCAUAUGCCUUAAUUUCCACCCAUAUUGAGUCCUUGGGACUUGGCCAAGGGUUAUCAAUGGGUGUCUUAAAUCUGGCAAUAGUGAUUCCACAGAUAGUGGUGUCCCUGGGAAGUGGACCAUGGGAUCAGCUAUUUGGUGGCGGAAACUCCCCAGCCUUUGCUGUGGCAGCUGUUGCAGCCCUUGUCAGUGGACUCAUAGCUGUCUUGGCUAUUCCUCGAUCUGGUGGCACACAAAAGGCUCGAAGCCGUGUAUGAGUGAGGUUGGUUGGCUAUGUAAACCAUGAGAGACAUCUACAGGCUGUUGUAGGAAAGGGUGAAUACUCUUUAUGUCAAAGGAACAAUGUAAAACACGAAAUUGAUAUUUCAUUACUUUUCCAACCAUAUUGGAAUCUCAUGUAACCAUAAAAGCUGUCACCAAAUACUGGUUGACACUAUGUGCAAUCGACGGAGACCUUGGUCAUUGUAAAUCAGUCCUGCCUGUGUAAGAUAUUUCUUUCAAGGCGAGAGAAAGUAGUUAGGGCAUCUUCCAUGUGUUCUAAAGUUGAUCUUGGGCAACAUCCUUUCCCAUUAAGACGAGUUGCUGCUGAUUGGGAAUUAUUCUACACGAAAAAUUCUUUUAUUUCAAGGCAAUGCUGAUUGUGCAUUAGUGCUUCUAUAAUGAUAUGUUGGAAUCUUAUAAAUGUAUGAUUUGUUUGUAUUAGUGGGAUGAAUGUGUUUAAUGGCCAACAGUGAAUAUGUGAAUUUUGCGUAUCAUGGAGACCUGGCUUUAAUGCCCCUAUUUCGGGAUAAACAUUUUUCUUUAUAUAUUUAGUUUGUUGGUCAUGCUAAGACAUUAUUUGAGGAGCACUUAAUCUUCAUU
Abrus precatorius (Indian licorice) is the source of this 2341-nucleotide messenger RNA. Its product is annotated as sucrose transport protein SUC4-like. The transcript has 6 exons. Lineage: Eukaryota; Viridiplantae; Streptophyta; Magnoliopsida; Fabales; Fabaceae. Gene Ontology annotation, molecular function: sucrose:proton symporter activity. Gene Ontology annotation, biological process: sucrose transport; transmembrane transport. Bases 226 to 1737 code for a protein of 503 amino acids. The record is from RefSeq and is a predicted model, not a curated record. Gene Ontology annotation, cellular component: plasma membrane; vacuole.